This is a messenger RNA of Helianthus annuus (common sunflower), 2188 nucleotides long. RefSeq names its product wall-associated receptor kinase-like 2. NCBI's taxonomy places the organism in Eukaryota, Viridiplantae, Streptophyta, Magnoliopsida, Asterales, Asteraceae. The transcript has 3 exons. The record is from RefSeq and is a predicted model, not a curated record. Gene Ontology annotation, molecular function: protein serine/threonine kinase activity; ATP binding; polysaccharide binding. The coding region runs from base 11 to 2032 and encodes 673 amino acids. Gene Ontology annotation, cellular component: plasma membrane. Gene Ontology annotation, biological process: cell surface receptor signaling pathway; protein phosphorylation.
AUCAAAACCAAUGAAGCUUCCCAAUUAUUACGUUUUAAUCAUCUUCUUUUCAAUAACCACCGCGACAACAAAAUUAGUUCCCCGUUACGCAAAGCCCGGAUGCAACGAGAAAUGCGGGAACUUAACAAUUCCAUACCCUUUUGGAAUCGGUCCCAACUGUUUCCUCAACCGCUGGUACGCUGUUAAUUGCAAGUCCUCAAAACCUUAUUUAUCCGCUCUAAAACAACUGCCAUUGUUGGGUGUAAAUUUGUAUGAACAAGUGGUUCUUGUCAAUAUCCCAGUGAGGUCUUAUUGUCAAGCCCAUACUUGGAACAGCAGCCAAAUCCUAAAUCUCGGUGACAGCCCAUUUUUGUUUUCCAAGUUUAAUAACAAAUUCUUCUUUGAAGGGUGUGGUACUGUUGCCGUAUCCAGCGGUGGAAAUGCGGUCACCGGGUGCUCGGUGAUACGUUGCGAGCCACAUGAACGUUUGAAUAGAAGUAGUUGUGAUGAAAUGGGGACCAACUGUUGCCAAACAAACGUUCCUUAUUAUCUGAAGAAUUACAGUAUGAAUGUGACUAGCAAUCAGUCAUGUGUUUCCGCCUUCUUGGUGGCUGAUGUUGGUACGUUGUUUCCGAACAAAUCUUUUCCUGGGGACAGACCGGAAAGUUCUUCGAUCCCAACAGUACUUAACUGGACGCUACCAGAACGUUAUUUUACUAAAGUAAACUGUGGUUAUAAUUUCAGCACACUUGAGUUAAAGAUGGGUUUGCACACUUCAGUAUUUACUGGGAAAUGUAGCUGUCCGUAUGAAUUUAAUGAAGGAAACCCUUAUCUAUCUGGAGAAUGCAAAGUCACCGAAGAAUGUACAAAGUGCAUGGAAAUGUCUGGCUUUUGUGUGUACAAAGUAUCAUAUGGUGGUAGACGGACCUUCAUUUGUGAUCAAAACGUUGAUCACCAUGGUAGAAGCAAAUCCAGAGCUGCUUUUCUAGGUGUUGGCAUAACUAUUUUGGUCCUCUUUCUUACGGCCCUAGGCAUUGUAUUGUACAAAGUAAUACAAAGAACCAAAGACAAAAGACUGAAAAAGAUAUGUUUUGAACGUAAUGGGGGACUACUUUUGAAACAACAAGAAGCAAGAAACGAGGGUUUGGUUGGUGAAACCAGGAUUUUCACAUCCAACGAGCUGGAAAAGGCAACAAACUACUUUAACAAGAAUAUGAUUAUUGGCAGAGGAGGCCAAGGUACAGUAUACAAAGGCAAGUUGAAUGAUGGAAGGAUGAUAGCAGUCAAGAAAGCAAAUGCAGUUGACCAAAGUCAACUAAAGCAAUUCAUCAAUGAGAUGGUAAUUCUAUCACAAGUUAAUCAUAGAAAUGUCGUCAAACUACUAGGAUGCUGCUUAGAGACUGACGUUCCUAUACUAGUUUCAGAGUUCAUUUCAAAUGGGACUUUGUAUGAGCAUAUUCAUCAUGAGAAUACAAGGGUUAUCCUAUCAUGGAGCACUCGAUUACAGAUUGCUAUAGAGGUAGCAGGAGCACUAGCUUAUUUGCAUUCAGCAAUGUCAAUUCCAAUCUACCAUAGGGACAUCAAAUCAACUAAUAUACUUUUGGAUGAAGAAUAUAGAGCCAAAAUAUCUGACUUUGGAACUUCAAGAUUUGUCUCAAUUGGUGUAACUCACUUAAGCACCUUAGUCCAAGGAACAAUUGGUUACCUGGAUCCAGAGUACUUUCAAUGUAGCCAGCUCACUGAAAAAAGUGAUGUUUAUAGUUUUGGAGUUGUUUUGGUGGAACUAUUAACAGGAGAAAAACCAUUUUCAUCAAGUAGAUUUGGUGAAAACAGAAGCUUGGCUGCACACUUUUUGAUGGGUUUUGAAGAGGGUCGAGUGAUGUCUAUUCUUGAUGCAAAUAUGGUGAGAGAGGGCGGCAGGGAUGUGUUAUUGGAAGUAGCUAACCUAGCAAUAAAAUGCUUAAAUUUGUGUGGGAAAGACAGGCCAACAAUGAAAGAGCUAGCCAUAGAGUUGGAAAGAGUUGGAACCUCACAAAAGUCUUUUGAUGGCUAGCUAGAUCUGAUUUUGGAAAAGUGAAUACAGUAUGUUGGAGAAGAAGAGUUACUGAUGCUAACAUAGGGGGAGUCAAAAUCAACCAACAUGAUAUAGCUACGAUUUUUUUUAUAUGAUACUAUGAUGUACUAAACUUAAGAUAUGUUACGAAGAAGA